This is a messenger RNA of Rotaria sp. Silwood2, 210 nucleotides long. Lineage: Eukaryota; Metazoa; Rotifera; Eurotatoria; Philodinida; Philodinidae. The record is from the annotation of a GenBank genome assembly.
AUGAACACCAAGAAUUCACGUCAAGUAUCUGAUAUGUCAAGGGGUAUUCCGCCUUUUACAAUUACUCAGUCUCGAACAUCGUUUCGUGGUCAAUCACCACCACCACCAUUUAUGGAAGAUUUGCCACCCAGCUAUGAGAUGGCAGUAGUUAAUAGUUUACAAAAGACUAACAUACAACCAACUGACGCGUCACAUGAAUCAAAUAAUUAA